Messenger RNA from Triplophysa rosa, 815 nucleotides. RefSeq names its product sorting nexin 10b (gene snx10b). Gene Ontology annotation, molecular function: phosphatidylinositol binding. Gene Ontology annotation, biological process: intracellular protein transport. Lineage: Eukaryota; Metazoa; Chordata; Actinopteri; Cypriniformes; Nemacheilidae. The coding region runs from base 17 to 532 and encodes 171 amino acids. The record is from RefSeq and is a predicted model, not a curated record. The transcript has 4 exons.
UCUCGUUAUUGGUCCUAUGCAGGAGUUCACUGGUGUGUGGGUGAGGGAUCCUCGUAUCCAGAAGGAGGAUUUCUGGCAUGCCUACAUGGAUUAUGAAAUCUGUAUACAUACAAACAGUUUGGCUUUUACUAAGAAGAGUUCUUGUGUGCGGCGGAGAUACAGCGAGUUUGUGUGGCUACGUAAGAAGCUACAGGAAAAUGCCCAGCUCAUAAUGCAUCUGCCCAAACUUCCCCCAAAAAACCCGUUCUUCAGUCUCAACAAUGCCAGACAAAUUGGUACCCGUAUGGAGGGGCUCAGAAAAUUUCUAGAAGCGGUUGUUCACAGCCCAGUGUUUCUAUCAGAUAGUUGCUUGCACCUAUUCCUACAAUCCCAACUGAGUGAGAAGAAGAUGGAGGCCUGUGCUGAGGGCAGAAGCCGCUAUACCGUCUCUGAGGCCAUUCUCAGUUACGGCUCUGGAAUCAAACGCUUUGAUUCAGUUUCAGAGGAGAAUCUGGAGGAGGAGGAGGAUGACAUACACUGUGAAUCAGAGUAAUUGACUUAUACGGGUGUUUGACUAUUUCUUGCUAAAUAUGGAGCCAACUUAUGCAGGCUUCAAAAAAGGCAAUGCUCAAGAUUAUAUGUUUCCUCAAAGUUUACAGGGGACAAUUAAACACGUCCAAGAUUGUUGCCAAAUCCUUGUUCAAUCGGUCUCGCUUUAUCCAUAUUUCAUACACUGAUGGUAAAUUUCAUAUGAUCUGUUUUGAUAAAUCUGUAUUGAGAAAGAAAACCUAAUAAAAUGUUAAAUUAUUUCAAACACAUUAUUACACACAUUAAUG